Messenger RNA from Vanderwaltozyma polyspora DSM 70294, 1338 nucleotides. RefSeq lists its product as uncharacterized. NCBI's taxonomy places the organism in Eukaryota, Fungi, Ascomycota, Saccharomycetes, Saccharomycetales, Saccharomycetaceae. The transcript has a single exon. The record is from RefSeq and is a predicted model, not a curated record. The coding region runs from base 1 to 1338 and encodes 445 amino acids.
AUGGCUUUAACAAAUCCAAGACCGUUUCAAAUCCCUACCUCCACCACUGAUAAUGAAAUAUUAUUAAACACUACAUCUCCUGUUUUCCAGGCCAGUGCUUUAGGUUUAAGCACUAAACCUGAUCCGAUUACAGCAACUGCCGCAGACGUAUUCCCAAAUAUGUCUUCUUCAUCGCCAUCAGAAUUAAGUAGUAAUCCUAAAUCAAAAAAGGAUAAUAAAAAAGAUAAAGAUGUACCGGCUGUUGAAAUUUCUAAAUUAAUACCUGUCACAGGUGAUAGACCAAUUCCAUCAGACAGGUCUGCUCCGUUAGAUGACGAAGUCUUAUUUACUGUCUUUAUCAUUUUAUGGGAGAAAGACCCAGAUCAACAAGGUAUGACUGUAAAACAAUUAUGUGACUAUCUAUUAGAGAAGAAUCCAGAUAUGUCUAAUUUGUCAACAAAACUUUCUAAUCUGAUAUCUGCAAAAUUAAAUGCUUAUGUAAAGAAGCUGGAAAAGGGGGAAAAGACCUUAAUCUACGCAUUAUCAAGAGAGUGGUCUGAUUCUUCUCCAAGAAGAAUGCUUUAUGUAUAUAGAGGUAUUCUAUCUCCGGAUUACAAAGAACAUGCCCAGGCCGCAUCUGUACAAUUAAAGCAGCAACAAAUGGGUCAGCAAAUUAACUCCCAAAAGGGUAACGGUGGUAGUUCUGAUAAUAGCCAGAAUGAUAAAUUUCUAAACGAUAGCUUUUCAUUCAGUAAGAAAGUUGGAAUGUCGAAUAAUUUAGCCUUUACACUCGGAAAUGAAUUCAAUAUUCCAUAUUCUACAUCUCCGGUAUCAGCAAGCUUAACACCAACAGCACCAGCCAAUGUACCAUCUCCAGGCAAUGCAUCUGUAAAAUCUAAUUCCAAUAAUCAAAAAAAGAGGACAGGCGCCAGUGAUUCGAAUGACGUCAAAUCAGAUAGCAGUAAAAAUGGAACUAAAAAGGUUAAACCUAAUCCUACUAAAGUACCUGGAAGUGAGCAGGCUCCAACUGUGUCCCCACCAGUUGUAUAUAUCACUGCUGCUGCUGCUGCCCCAAGGCUAUCAAAGGCCUCCAAGGAUAGUUUUAAGAACACUUCUCAAAAUUCCGCUGGAAUUCUUUCAGCAUUACAUAAAAUAAUUUCUACUCAAACCCCAAUUGAAUCACAGUUUAAAAGAGAUCAAAGCAAUUCAAGUACAGAUCCUUUAGUUAAUUCACAAUAUGAUAGCAGUCCAAUAAUCCCAUCAGCAUGGAUGAAGACUGUUAGAAAUGGGUUUUUGACGGAGGAUAUUGAAUCACCAGAGUCUAUAACUUUGGAUGAUCUGGAUAGUAUUUUUAAUUAA